Molecule: messenger RNA, 1221 nt
Organism: Centrocercus urophasianus (Greater sage-grouse)
Lineage: Eukaryota; Metazoa; Chordata; Aves; Galliformes; Phasianidae
Gene: CASQ2
Product: calsequestrin 2
Exons: 11
Coding region: 1-1221 (406 amino acids)
Biological process (GO): regulation of cardiac muscle contraction by regulation of the release of sequestered calcium ion
Cellular component (GO): sarcoplasmic reticulum lumen
Molecular function (GO): calcium ion binding
Source: RefSeq, a predicted model, not a curated record
AUGAAGGCAACUUGCUGGAUCCUGGCAGGCUUUUGCCUGCUUUUCUGCUGCAAGGCAGAAGAAGGACUGAAUUUCCCCACAUAUGAUGGGAAAGACCGAGUGAUCGACCUGCACGAGAAGAACUACAAGAAUGCCCUGAAGAAGUAUGACAUGCUUUGUCUGCUCUUCCAUGAGCCUGUGAGCUCUGACAGGGUGUCCCAGAAGCAGUUCCAGAUGACGGAGAUGGUCCUGGAGCUGGCAGCUCAGGUCCUGGAGCCUAGGAGCAUCGGCUUUGGGAUGGUAGAUUCCAAGAAGGAUGCCAAACUCGCCAAAAAGCUAGGCUUGGUUGAAGAGGGAAGUCUCUAUGUCUUUAAGGAGGAUCGGUUGAUUGAAUUUGACGGGGAACUGGCCACAGACGUCUUGGUGGAAUUCCUCUUGGAUUUGCUAGAAGACCCUGUGGAAAUCAUAAACAGCAAGCUGGAGCUUCAAGCCUUUGACCAAAUUGACGACGAAAUCAAACUGAUCGGCUACUUCAAAGGAGAAGACUCUGAACAUUACAAGGCAUUUGAAGAGGCUGCUGAACACUUCCAACCGUACAUCAAGUUCUUUGCCACAUUUGACAAAGGGGUUGCUAAGAAACUGGGUCUGAAGAUGAACGAGGUGGACUUCUAUGAACCAUUCAUGGAUGAUCCUGUUCACAUCCCCGAUAAACCUUACACAGAAGAGGAACUGGUUGAAUUUGUGAAGGAGCACAAAAGAGCCACCUUGAGGAAACUACGCCCAGAAGACAUGUUUGAGACAUGGGAGGAUGACAUGGAAGGAAUCCAUAUCGUGGCCUUUGCUGAAGAAGAUGACCCAGAUGGCUUUGAGUUCCUGGAAAUCCUGAAGCAGGUUGCCAGGGACAACACUGAUAAUCCUGACCUGAGCAUUGUGUGGAUCGACCCUGACGACUUUCCUCUGCUUAUCACUUACUGGGAGAAGACCUUCAAGAUUGACCUGUUCAGGCCACAGAUUGGGAUUGUGAAUGUCACAGACGCUGAUAGUGUCUGGAUGGACAUCAGGGACGACGAUGACCUGCCCACAGCCGAGGAGCUGGAGGACUGGAUAGAGGAUGUGCUUUCCGGGAAGAUAAAUACUGAAGAUGAUGAUGAUGAUGACGACGACGAUGAUGACGACGACGAUGAUGAUGAUGAUGACGAUGAUGAUGACGACGAUGAUGACGACGACGAUGAUGAUGACUAA